Lotus japonicus is the source of this 1843-nucleotide messenger RNA. RefSeq lists its product as uncharacterized. The transcript is spliced from 4 exons. Gene Ontology annotation, biological process: regulation of DNA-templated transcription. NCBI's taxonomy places the organism in Eukaryota, Viridiplantae, Streptophyta, Magnoliopsida, Fabales, Fabaceae. Gene Ontology annotation, molecular function: transcription coregulator activity. The record is from RefSeq and is a predicted model, not a curated record. The coding region runs from base 376 to 1593 and encodes 405 amino acids.
AACAAACCCCUCCCUCUAAAUUAUUGGGGGGAAGACAAUAGACAAUAGAAAAUAGAGAGAGAAGAGAGGUACCCCAUUCUUUCUUUGUUUCUCCCCAAACAAAACCAUGAGAAAUGGCAACAACAAAGACAAGUGAGUGAGGAAAGGCCAAGUAAGCUAAUUGACCCAUCAAACAAACAAAACCCAUGUAGAGAGAGCAGUGUCACACUGUGUUUGUUUGUUUGUUUGUUGUGUAUAUAGCAAUUGCUAUUGCAAACUCUUCCUCCCCCAACACCAACAGCACACACACCUCAAUUAUUUCUUCUUCUUCUUCCUCCCAUAUUGUUCCUCCUGUGUCAGAAGGGUUUUCUUCUUCUUGGGUUGUUGUUGCUGAAGAUGCCGAGGCCAGGGCCAAGGCCUUACGAGUGUGUCAGAAGGGCUUGGCACAGCGAGCGCCACCAACCCAUUAGAGGAACCAUCAUUCAACAGAUUUUCAGGGUCGUCAAUGACGCGCACAGUCCUGCUACUAAGAAGAACAAGGAAUGGCAAGAGAAGCUUCCUUUUGUUGUUCUCAAAGCUGAAGAAAUCAUGUACUCCAAGGCAAAUUCUGAGGCAGAGUACUUGAAUCCUGAUACGCUCUGGGACCGCCUUAAUGAUGCUGUUAACACAAUCAUUCGGAGAGAUGAGGCUACUGAGACAGGAGACCUCUUGCCCCCAUGUGUUGAAGCUGCACUCAACCUGGGAUGCAAACCAGUGAGAACUUCGAGAAGUGAUCGGCACAAUAACCCCAGAACAUACCUUUCUCCAAGUACUCAACAACCUCCUCCUGGGUCUCCUAGACCUGCUGGGGGGAAUCCCUUAAACUAUGCAAGAGUGACAACUUCUGCACUUGCAUCUGUUCCUGUGUCAAAUUCUACCCACCAAAGUAGUAAGGUGAUGGGUAACCGUAGCUAUCCCUUUUCAGACAAUUUCCCUUCUGGUCAUCACCAGCCAUUGGCAAUGGAAGCUAAACCCUCAUUGAACUUGGGUUCAGUUUAUCCCUUGUACUAUGUUUAUGAUGCCAGAGAGCCUCAACCAAGGUCGACCGCCCUAGAUAACCCUUGUUCUGACACCAUCUUUGUUGGCAGACCAGUCAUUACUCCAGCCCCAGAGACAUCUGGAAUUGGUCUUUUGGAACACACAUCCUAUGGUAGGUUUCAUCAUGCUCCAAACAGAAUUGCUAAGGAAACUGCUGUAGGCACUACUCAGGAGGAGUCACAAGAUGGGGAAUGUGAUUUAUCUUUGAGGUUGGGUCAGUGUUUGCAUCCUUGUUCCAGCAGCAAAAGUGGUUCAGCAUAUGGAAUUGAUGAUGUUAGUUUAGGACUUUCUCAGGAGGGCAGCAAGUUCAGUCAUCUAUCUUUGCAGAAAAAUCAGGAGUUUUGUUUUCACCCUAGAGAAGCAGGUUAUGGGACCAUUGACCCCAAUUCCAGAUAUAAUGUAGAGGGUGGAGAUCAGAACUUGGAGGCAACUUUCCGGAAGCGCAAAGCACCUUUAGGUAACAAUGAGGAGGAUGGGCAAUUUUGCCGGCAUCUAGGAGUCCCAUCCAAUCGUUUUAUUGGUAGGCCAGGUUUGUAGACAGACUUUUGUUAGAUCAUAUAUGCAUUUGCAAUGCAAGAUGAUCCAAACAUUGUUGAAUCCUAGUGUGUAGAGACUUUUUGUGCAUGUGUAGCUCUGCUUGUGAAAAAAUCUUAGAAGUUGGGGUUGAGUUGCUAAUAGCACUGCUGCAAAUGUGAACUGUAUAUAAAAUCUUUACUUGCUUUGUUUAAUUUGUGCCUAGCUCUGAAAAUAUCAAGAGAGAAAAAGUAUCAAAUGUGAACUUUUGAAA